This is a messenger RNA of Trichosporon asahii var. asahii CBS 2479, 1479 nucleotides long. RefSeq lists its product as uncharacterized. The transcript is spliced from 10 exons. The record is from RefSeq and is a predicted model, not a curated record. The coding region runs from base 1 to 1479 and encodes 492 amino acids. Lineage: Eukaryota; Fungi; Basidiomycota; Tremellomycetes; Trichosporonales; Trichosporonaceae.
AUGCUCUACCCGUCACGACCAGUGCUGCGAGUGCUAGUCCCACUCGUCCUCCUCGGCUCGAUCCUCGGCAUUCUCUCACUCCGAGCCCCCCUGCGCCAGCGAACACCGUACGCCGAGGAGUGGGCUGAGGAGCAAAAGGCAUCGGAGGGUGCAGAUCCGGAGGGACGUUAUGUCCUAUCGCAUGCUGCAGCAGUUCAUAUUGAACUACCACCUGGCCUUCGAGUCGAACCGCUCACUGGUAUACCAGAGCCUGCCCGUGGAGGUGGAGGAAGACACGUCCCAGUGGUUCCCAACGCCGCGGGUGACGGAGGUGCCCAUAUCGGCGUACAUCGGAUCGGUCGUGUCUGGCUUCGAGGCGCUGUCCGGUCGACCAAGGGCUGUUUCUAUCGCAAGGUGUGCUCCAAGGAAGAGGAGGCCGUGUACCGUGUCUCGAUGACGACGAAGGACGGAAAUGUGAUUGCCACUGGAGGGGGAGUCGCGACGUCGUACACGCAUGCCGAGCUCAUGAAUGUGACGGCGCGAUGUCUGCGUGUGCAGGGCGAGAUCUUUGAUCAUAAAUACCUCAAGACGUUGCACUCGCUUUCGCUGGCCCCAGUGCUGAUCGAGCACCCGACGCUGCGGUACUUUACAUUCGCGCGCAGCGUGCUGUCGCUCGUGAACGACAUGAUGCCGACGCUCGCAAAGGCGUACCCGAAGUACAACCUGGACCUGCAUGCGACGGCAAAGGGAGUGCAGAAGAUGGACACGUUCAAGCACAUCCUCGUCCUGCACCUCGAGCAUGGCGAGCGGUGGCUUGAGCGAUGUACGCAAGCGGGACUAGCGAACGAACCAUUCCUCGGUUUCAACCGCCUUCCCUCGCACCCCGGCAACGAGAACAUGCCCCCUCCGCCAGAGACAGUUGAAGCGACCCGUCUGGGCGUGUACGUCGCCAAGUGUCGGCCAGACUACACAGCGAUCGUGCACCGUGCCCGGCGGAUGCGGAAGAACCAUCCCCUGCUGAGGACGAUCUACCUCGUCCCGAAUCCCGCGGGCGAGUCCAGCUGGGUCGAAGACGUCCGGCGAUGGCUUCUCAGCGACGCCUGGAACGAGGUGUACGCCGGCGCAGGCGACUUUGGCAUCGAUGGCAUCGAGCGAGCAGGCGUCGACAUGGAGAUUGCGAGGCGCGCGGGCGUCUUCGUGGGCAACGGGCUUCCAAUUGCUCUGUACAAACGUGCCGGACGUGCCGAGCACAGACAGCGGGACCAGGGACGCGAGCUUCCGAGGCCCCGAGGCCGUAGUGGGUCACCUGUCACCGGUACAAGAGAGACUCACCGGAUGCUCGUGUUUGCGUAUCUGAUUGCAAGCACGGUCACCUGGCCUAGUAUCUGCAUUGACUGCUGUGGACCAGCUCUAGACUCCAGAACUCCAGAUUUGCCUCCCGACGACCUAAGCUCCCGGCAUGACGAGAGCGGCGGGAUGCAGAUUUUCGCCGUUAUGUAA